Messenger RNA from Cuscuta europaea, 1483 nucleotides. The record is from the annotation of a GenBank genome assembly. NCBI's taxonomy places the organism in Eukaryota, Viridiplantae, Streptophyta, Magnoliopsida, Solanales, Convolvulaceae.
AGAGGGGUUGAAAUGACCACGAAAAAUGACAAUGGCGCAAACCUUAAAUUAGGAAAGAAAUCACGCAAACGGCGUGUUUGUCAUUCUUUUCCCCUCCAUUUCCCCUUUUCCCCAUUUAUACGGCUUAUAAUAUACGUAUUCCUGGCAAGUAAUAAGUAAGUACUAUAUAUGAGCUUCACGAUUUCAACAACCAUUCGCGAUGCCUAACCGGAGCCAGAGCACCGAGACAUGGGAAUAUUGUAGAGAUCUAAUAUAUUUGAAUGAGAGGCAAAAUGUCUUCCUCUGCCAAACAUGACAAGAAGGCACUUGUUGAUUCAGCAGCAUGGACAUUUAAUAUCGUUACUUCUGUUGGAAUCAUACUUGUCAAUAAAGCCCUCAUGGCUAAUUAUGGCUUCAGCUUUGCAUCAACACUGACCGGACUUCACUUUGGCACCACUACAUUGAUGACGGUUAUCCUGAAGAGACUUGGGUAUAUACAUGAAUCCAGUCUUCCAUGGUUUGAGCGUCUAAGAUUUGUAUUAUUUGCCAACUUGUCAAUUGUUGGAAUGAAUGUGAGUUUGAUGUGGAACUCUGUAGGGUUCUAUCAGAUUGCGAAACUGAGCAUGAUACCUAUCUCGUGUUUAUUGGAAGUGGUGUUGGAUGGUGUGCGUUACUCGAGGGACACCAAGCUAAGCAUUUUGUUAGUUCUCCUUGGUGUUGCUAUCUGUACAGUUACAGAUGUGAGUGUAAAUGCAAAAGGUUUUAUUGCUGCCUUCAUUGCUGUUUGGAGCACUGCAUUGCAGCAGUAUUAUGUACACUAUCUUCAACAAAAGUACACCCUGGGAUCUUUCAACUUGUUAGGGCAUACAGCGCCUCUGCAGGCUGCAUCUCUGCUGUUGUUGGGUCCCAUCACAGACAAAUGGUUGACUGAUAAGAGUGUGGCGGCCUAUCACUACACCGUAACCUCAGUGUUAUUCAUCGCCUUCUCUUGUACAAUAGCAAUCGGGACCAAUCUCAGCCAAUUCAUAUGCAUCAGCAGAUUCACUGCAGUUUCAUUCCAAGUGCUAGGACACAUGAAGACAAUUCUUGUGUUGAUUUUAGGAUUCACCUUCUUUGGGAGAGAGGGUCUCAAUCUGCAUGUUGUCGUGGGAAUGGCUAUCGCCAUAGCGGGCAUGAUUUGGUAUGGUAAUGCAUCAUCAAAACCAAAGGAGCGGAUUCAACCAGCCGCCUCUCGCAUUGAGCCUGAACAAAAUGACUUGUUGGGAUCCACUAAGUUUGAUGAAAAGGUUUAGGGGUCAGAAUCAAGAAACCAGUGUUCAUUAGAUAAUCCAUUCUACAUGUCUACUGCAUAUGCCUUGUGUGAUAAAUAUACCCAACUGAGAGCUCUACUUUUGCUUUACCUAUACAAAUAUUUGUUUGUUCACGUUUUGCCUAAUUUGUGCAGCUAAUUUUUGAGAUUUUAUAAAUUCAAUUUAAAUAUAUAUACCGCUCAUUAACAGUCCGU